AGUUAUUUGUAGAAUACAUUUGGAAAAACCGUUGUGUGUGGAUAAGGGUUACUUUGGGUUUACUUAUUAUCAAUGCUUGUAGUUAUUUGUUGUAAGCUAUUAGUUAAACAACAAAAGUGAAUUUGCUAUUUAGUUUAGUAAGCGUGACAUUGAAAUGACUCUUAACAGGAUCACCAGAGUUGCAAUGAGCUAAACGCGAUACUGACGUGUUCAAACAAAACUUGUUUGUAAGCGAUCGAACAAUUGAACUUCCGAUCUGCAUUUGUGAAUGAUUAGUGCAAGAUUAGCGAGAUGCCAUCUGAGCCGCGACAGUCGACGAGUACGGAAGACAAAGGGAAGGCCAUGGAGACCAACGCGCCCCGGCCCAUGAGGGUGAUUACAUACCCUCCAGAGAGCAGUGCCCAGGGUAUACUGGACACUAUGAACAAGCAUCGAGAGGAAGGUAAAUUUUGCGAUAUUCAGCUGAAAUUAUCACAGUCGAGAACUAUAUUUGCCCACAAGGCCAUACUGGCUCAAAGCAGCGAGUUCUUCGAGCUGAUGUUUGCAAGUGAUUUUAUUGAAAGUGCUAGUGGUGAGGUGGAUGUCUCGCAUCUGGCAGAUAACCCCGAGACGAUCGAGAGUGUUAUAAAGAGUUUCUAUGGACAGGCGUUCGAACUGACGAUUAAAAACGUGUACGACGUUCUCAAUAUGGCUGAGAUGCUGUGUCUAGAACCGAUGAAAGAGAUGUGUUCGUUGGUUAUCCAAGGGAAUAUUUAUCUAGAAAACAUGCCCUCGUUGAUACAAAUUGCAAUGAACUUCAGUCUUGAGGCGCUUCAACAGCAGAUUGCUCCAAUUAUUGGAUCUAGAUUCCACGACUUUAUCUUGCUACAGGAAGAUAUAUUGGAGCUUAGUCCCAGUUCAUUUGAGUAUCUUAUAUCACAUAUAAAGACUAAAUUCAUAUGUAGAAAAGCUGAGUAUAUUCUGUUUGUGCUGAAAUGGUAUUCAAGGUCAGAAACAGAAGAACGUGCCGAGCUGAUGUUGCGUGCUCUUGACGUAGAGUUUAAAAUAAGCCGACAUACGUACAUGGAAUUAGAAGGCAGAAUCGAGACCAUAAAAGAACACCUAGAUGAUGCGAACGCUUUCGUCGAUGCUCAAACACGAGAAGAAUUACUUCUGAAGCUCGCUAAACUGCAACCUGACGGCAUCGCUAACGAGAGACAUUUACACAGUCUUGACGCUUUGUGUGAUUCUGACCUUGAGGAUCUGCCACCGAGGGAACGGUGUGAGUUUGAUUACAAAUGGCCGGAGUACGGUCCUCGAACAAAGGAGAAGGGCUAUACCGAGAAAGAACAGGAAAUGUACGUCAAGCACCAUGCAGACAUGGCGGAGGCUGAACAACACAGGGAGUGGGCAGCCAAGUAUCCACAGAAGUUUUCAUUGAGAGGAGACGAUGAUCCAAAUCGACCCAAACGCAUACGUCGAGAAGUCGAUCCGAAACCCUAUCCAAACAGAAAUUUUCAUGUGAAGACUGAUGAAGAAAUUCUUGAAGAGUCUAAGCUGCUGAGUGGUAUUGUUGUUCUUGCGCCAUCGUCAAUUAACGGGUUUAUCUCAAACGACACACUUGAUGUAUCUAUAUAUAUAACAAGAAAACGCGGCUGGUACAAAAUAACCAGGCUUAAUAUGCAUAGUAUCAUGUUGGCAUUUCCAGGUUACACAAAACCUUCCGACAAAUCUAAAGAACCGCCAAGGAUGAAAAUACGUAAUACGUUAUACGGAGCUGCGUACAGAGACCAAGAUUCUGAUGACGACGACGAGUACGGCGAUAGUGCUGAAAUGAAGCGAAUGAUGCACAUGAUGCGUGGGGCCGAACCGCGCGAUAUGAUGAUGAUUAUGCACAGUAUGCCGCCAUCGAUCCGCAGGCGAAUGGAACGGGAGAUGAUGCGAGGCCGUAUGCCUAGGUCGAUGGAAAUGUUUGGUGGAAUACCUUUUGAAAUGAUGGACGAUCAUAGAAGCCGUGGAAUGAAUGCUGGUCAGGAUACUGAAGUGCGUCUCAAAGCACCGCCGCCUCUAAGUGACAUACUCUGGAAGAUAUUGUAUUUCAAGCACAGACUGUACUUUUAUCAUCAGCUAGCUUGCAGUGCAGUCUAUUGUCAUGAUAUCGAGAAAUCGUCUUGGUCCCAAUUAAACUUUGAUCUGUCAGUGGAGAAAAAAGACGAAGACGAGCGUAAAUUGUCUAGCAUUGCAGAUGGCAUUGAGCUUGCAGUAAUGGGUAGGACACUGUACGCUGUGGUAAGGAUUGUCCACCCGGACUACCAUCAGUAUAUACGGUACAUGACCCAGUGGCGACGCGAACAAGAGGACGAAAAAGAGAUUACCGUCCAUGCCCGCUACAAGAUUUUCAAGUUAAAUGAAAGCGAACAGAAAUUUGACCAUAGGAAUACAACAACGAAAUUAUACAUACAAAUUCCAAUAGACAAAGAGAAGAAAGUGGGGAAUGAUAAAGAAACUGAGCAAGAUAAAGCUCGGGCGAAAGAAAGACGACUCACGGAGCUGUUCAUGAUGCAAAACAUUCCAAUGAAACCGUUAAGACAUGGUCUGUUCACAACUAUUUUGUUCGUUGAAAAUGACGAAACGCUGCAUAUUUUUACUGGUCACAAGACGGACAAGUACUAUUUAGAAAAGGAACUUCGCGAUGAUGAAACUGUAUUCCAGAUAGCAACUUAUCUCAUUUAUUACGCAGAUUCAAAUGAAUCUGAUUCAGUCGGUCCUUACUCAUCCCAUAAAUGGAUAGGCGACUUAAUACCAGUCGAGGAUGAUCGCCUGGUUUUCUUAUUGAACAGUAUGUUGGACGGAACGAUAAUGAUUAACCUCGAAAUUCCAGUUGACCAAAACGAUUCCAGUCGGGUUGCAUGUUGGAAACAAACGCAUGUAACAGAUUACUACGAGGGAAUGAAGGGGCAUCCUCGACGCCAGUUCAUUUGCGUCGGUGACGACAAAUCCAUGUGGGUAAUUCGUGGAAAAGAUGACAACACAAGUGAACUGAUGGAGGUAUAUAUGGUUGCAUUCAACCGGAAAGUGAGUUUCAAAAGAAACACAGCAGAACACACACCGCCCCCGUACCGAUUGUUUACCAUGGGAUGCUGCGCUAAAUUUGAUCCGGAAAUUUUACGGAACAACAUCGAGCCGUUAACGUAUCAACACGUAGAAUGAUUCACAUAACUUUUUUAUACUUGCCGCAGUAGGAGGUUUUUGUGUGACGUCACAAGAGGGUUUUCCGUUACUAAAAAUAGAUUGGCCGUCAACUUCUUGAUCGCGGCCAAUUACAUUGUAUCAGAGUAAAGGUCGUCGGAAGACUUAAUACUUACAAUUUCACAAAACAAAACUAUAAAUACUCGUAUUCUUUUUUUCAAAUAAGAAUUUAAUAAAUGAUGUUUCAAAAAUAAUAAAACAUAUAAUAAUUUGAAUAUUAUUAUAAGUGGUGUGGAUUGGAUAGUGUUAUUUUUCAUCCGCGAUUGAAAUUUAGUGUAAGGGGUGCAUUGAAUCAUUUAAAAAACAAAGCCCUAAAAUAGCUCAAUACAUUUCAAUCUUUAAAUGUAUUUUUAAUUUUCUUUUACAUUGAAUGAAUUUUCGUUUCGUUAACAUUGAAUGAAAAUAUUCAUUAAUUUAAGCAUUCAAAUUGAAAAAACACCUGCAUAUUUUGCAAAUUGAACUGUCUUUGCAUGUACACGUAUAUUGAAAACUCGUCUGUAGUGAUAAUGAGCGAUACAAAUCUAGCAUUUUAUGAUACCAUUAAUCUACACAUUUAAUUUAUUUAACGCACGUAUUUUAUAUCCCUAUAAUGACCAAACGCAAUUGCUUGUUUUCGUGAUGAUGUUUCGAACACUGCAGUAACGCACGAUCUUUACACAUUAUAGCAGAGUUUACAUAUGCAGGUACCCGUUAAAUACGUUAAUUGUGUAGCAGUAAAUGUGUACAAUAUUUUAAAUGUAUAGUUAUUAAACACUUUAUUAUUAUGUUUAAACUGGCUGAUAUAUAUACUUAAUAGUUCCUUGCUGUUAAUCCAUUUCGGACAAAUGUCUAUUUUUAAAUACAUGUAUGUUCAAAUAUUUUAUUAAGGCAACUGUUAAGUUUUUUACUUAAUAUGUCGAGAGAUGACAUGGAGGUAUCAUAAAUUGUGUUUAAUGACCAGACACAUGUGGUUUAUGCAGAGACCCCAUAAAGAGUCAUACAAGUAUAGGUCCCUGGGUUUAUGACACACUGUUUUCUUAGUAAUUGUCUGGACAGUAUCCGAUCAUAUCGAGAUAAUUGGUUUGUGAUAAAAGGGGCAAUUAAACACUGGGUUAAAAUGCUGAAACAAAGAGUGUCAAAAUUGGUGUGAACAAUUUAAUAAAAAACAUUAACAUUUAUCAAGAGGAUUUAGUUAAUCUGUAACAAGGUAAGUUUUUACAGACAAAUAGGUUCAAAUCAGUUUCUAUAUGUUCAUUACAUAAAAUCAAUCAAUUUGUUGUUUGUUUUCGUCCUUAUUUGUGUUCGUUCAUUGGAUUCAAUUUAAUCUUAAAGAAUUUCAAUUUCUGAGUAUUUUUUGUUCUUCAAAAGGGUCGCGAAUAUGUUUGUAACCUUAUCACGAUGCGCUUCAUCAAUGCAAACAAUAGCAGAAUGGCCGCAGUUUUGACGGCCAAAAUUUGAGCAUGCGCAAACGUGACGUCAUUAUCGGAAUCCCCAAAACCUCCUGUAAUGUCUGGUCCGAUUUCGUAUCGGUUGGUUUCUUUAUUAUAUCUUUAUAUCUAUGUUAAUACAAUAUUAUAUUCAAAAUGUGAUCGUUAUUUGUAUUUGUAAGCCUGCUUCGCAUUAUAAUAUGCAGGUGUAAGCGUUAAAUAUUAGGUUAUAAUUGAACUAUAAGUGAAUCUUGUAAUGCCCCCACGGAGUUUGAAAUGCUUCCGGUCCGUUUAAAACAUGGGCGCCAUGCAACGGGGCGCGGCAGUUUAGGUUUUAUUGCAACAGUGAGUCACUGAAGUCUGAAGUUUUGUCCAAUCUUUAUAAAACUCGCGCAUAACUUUUGUUGUAAUCAUAUCUCAGCUGAGUUGGAAAAUGCGAGCGGUUCAUUAUAAAAACAAAAUCAUCUGGAGGCGGGGCAUUUUUCUUCAUAUGACAAUAGUGAACCUUGUGAAAACUCUAGAUGUCUUUUUUUUCUUCAACAUAAAUGUUGAAAAAUAAUUUGCUCUUAUGAUGUAUUAGCUGAUUUGGAAAAUGGUUCCGGUUCGUUUAAAACAUAGCCUUCAGGGGUGGUGGCGGUGCAGUUUUGUUUAUUUGGCUACGUUAAACAUUGUUUAUACUAUCAGUCAUAUUAAGUGUCCAAGUUUCAUGAAAUUUUCUCAGCACCUUUGAUAUAGUGAUACCUUGGCCCUGUUUGAAAAUGGCUCCGAUCCUUUAAAAAAUGGCUUCAUUUUGUUUUUCUUAACUAGCUUGAGUUUAACAUAUAAAAACACAUUAAGUCACAUGUUUUGCCUAAUAAACAUUUAGUUUAUCAAAACAUAUGUUCUUUUGAUAUCUUUGCGGAUUUUACUAAGGUUAAAGGCCACAUUUAACAUAUAAAAGCAUCACAAGCUCCAUAAAACAGUUUUGUUCCGUCGUUUCUCAACUGAGCAACCCUUAGGUCUUUUGCCCUGCUGUUUUACUGUUGUAUUAAAUGUGCUACAGAUUUGUUGACAAAUCCAAGAAUGUUUAUGUAUAAAUUGACAUCAAUACCUGUGUUUCACACAUGGUGUUUUAUAACUUACUGACAUACAUGUUUGUAUUGUUUCUUACUCUCCAAAAAUAAAUGUAUACUGUGUUAAUGUGUCAUAACCUGAAUUUAAAUAAAUGAACAUGCAAAUUGUUUUCACUUAUGAAGGUGUAUGAAAUACU
Molecule: messenger RNA, 5883 nt
Organism: Dreissena polymorpha
Lineage: Eukaryota; Metazoa; Mollusca; Bivalvia; Myida; Dreissenidae
Exons: 2
Coding region: 292-3189 (965 amino acids)
Molecular function (GO): protein binding
Source: RefSeq, a predicted model, not a curated record